This is a messenger RNA of Hyaloscypha bicolor E, 909 nucleotides long. Its product is annotated as Clavaminate synthase-like protein. The coding region runs from base 1 to 909 and encodes 302 amino acids. The transcript has 6 exons. Lineage: Eukaryota; Fungi; Ascomycota; Leotiomycetes; Helotiales; Hyaloscyphaceae. Gene Ontology annotation, molecular function: dioxygenase activity. The record is from RefSeq and is a predicted model, not a curated record.
AUGGCAGAAAGACUUGUUCCAGUCAUCUCCCUGAAAGACUUUGAAAGUCGGAAGGAGGAGAUCACCGAGCAACUGGUAGAAGCAGCAGAAAAUGCUGGGUUCUUGACCCUGGUCGAUCACGGCAUCAGUGUCCACGAGAUUGAAGCACAAUUUGCCAUCUCCAAAGCUUUCUUUGGGCUGUCCCUUGAAACUAAGGGGAAAACUCCUCACAGUAAGAAGACCAAUAAUGGAUGGGAGUACAUGGCUCAACUUCGACCCAGUACCGGGAUGUAUGACCAAAAAGAGUCACUUUGGCUUCAAAGAAACUCAGAAUGGCCAAGCGAUGACGAUAUUCCCAAGUUCCGGGAGACAACCGAGAACUUUAUGACGAAAUGCGCAAGCAUUUCCGACCAAGUUCUAUCCUGUUUUGCAAAGGCUCUCGGCUUCCCUGAGGAUUACUUCAAGAUAGCAAACGAUCCCCUUCAGCCAGAUUGCCUUACCCAACUUCGCCUAAUCCAUUACCCAGCUUCAGAAAACGCUGCUGGGUCCUGGAGAGCUGGAUCUCAUACCGAUAUUGGAUGCCUGACUCUCCUUUUCCAACGGGAUGGAGAAGAUGGACUUGAGAUCUGCCCGGGGCGGGAAAGCCACUCGACUUUUGCAAUAGGGGAGACUUUCACUCCUCUUCCUGCUAAGACUGGCCCAAUUGUUGUGAACAUUGGUGAUAUGCUGAUGGCAUGGUCUGAUGACAGGCUCAAAUCCAACUUCCACAGAGUCAGAGCCAAGGACAUCGGUAAAUCUCCAGAUCGCUACUCCAUAGCCUAUUUCAACCAGAGCAGGAAAGGCUUCGUGCUCCAGGGACCGAAAAAGAAGUACCCUCCCAUGACGGUUGACGACUACUUUAAGCAAGCAGUCGCAAGGAACUUUGGGUGA